This is a messenger RNA of Chenopodium quinoa (quinoa), 1816 nucleotides long. RefSeq names its product transcription termination factor MTERF4, chloroplastic-like. NCBI's taxonomy places the organism in Eukaryota, Viridiplantae, Streptophyta, Magnoliopsida, Caryophyllales, Amaranthaceae. The transcript has a single exon. Bases 205 to 1749 code for a protein of 514 amino acids. Gene Ontology annotation, molecular function: double-stranded DNA binding. The record is from RefSeq and is a predicted model, not a curated record. Gene Ontology annotation, biological process: regulation of DNA-templated transcription.
CCGACCCGCUUAGUCAGCACACGACACACAUCGAUUUUCGGAGGUUUCGUCUCUCUAGUCUCUAGCUCUAUUACCUGCUGAUUGAUUAUGGCUAUCAAAGCAAACUGAGUUCUACUACGAAUUUUUCCAGAGACUUCUCCAUCAAAUCAAAGUCGCUCUUCAAUCCAAGAUUAUCUCUGUAAGUUUAAUUCUUCGUUAUUUCGAAUGAAUCCAUUUUUAAGGAGAAAUAUUUGCUAUUUUCUUAAGAAUAAAUUCAUUAAUAAUGAAGCUUUUAGCUUGAAAUCCUUGCACAAUGCGAAAAUCCCAAAUCCGAGAAAUACACAGUUCGGAAAAUCUCCAGUUUUUGAUUCUAGGGUUUGUGGGGUUUAUUGGGUUCGUUCAUUUUCGACGCAAUCUAAUGAUAAACUUCCUGAAUAUGAAAUGCCGUCUGUUACUUGGGGAGUUGUUCAAGGUCGCAAAGAAAGGCUUGUUUCAAAAGUUAUUAUAUGUGAUUAUUUAAAGACUUUGGGGGUUAUUACUGAUGAAUUAGAGGAUAUUGAGUUGCCCUCUACUGUUGAUGUUAUGAGGGAAAGAGUGGAGUUUUUGCAGAAGUUAGGGUUGAGUAUCGACGAUAUUAAUGAGUACCCGUUGAUGCUCGGUUGUAGUGUUCGAAAGAAUAUGAUCCCGGUGUUGGGGUAUUUGGAAAAGAUUGGGAUACCUAGGGGGAAAUUAGGGGAGUUUGUGAAGAAUUACCCACAAGUUUUACAUGCUAGUGUGGUGGUUGAACUUGUUCCGGUGAUUAGGUUCCUUCGCGGGCUUGAUGCUGAUAAAGAAGAUAUUGGAUAUGUGUUGCAAAAGUAUCCUGAAUUGUUGGGGUUUAAGCUUGAAGGUACGAUGAGUACAUCGGUGGCGUAUCUUGUUAGUAUUGGGGUGAACCCUAGAGAUAUUGGGCCAAUGGUGACACAAUAUCCGUAUCUUUUGGGGAUGAGAGUAGGAACGAUGAUUAAACCACUUGUUGAGUACUUGGUUUCAUUGGGUUUGCCAAAGAAGAUAUUGGCACGAAUGUUUGAGAAGCGGCCAUAUGUUAUUGGUUAUGAUUUGCAAGAAACUGUGACACCUAAUGUUGAAUGUUUGAUCAGCUUUGGCAUAAGUAGGGAAAAAAUUCCUUUGAUUAUAGCACAAUACCCACUGAUUCUUGGGUUGCCUUUGAAGGCAAAAAUGUCAAGCCAGCAGUACUUUUUCAAUUUGAAGCUCAAGAUUCAUCCGGAAGGUUUUGCACAAAUUGUCGAGAGAAUGCCUCAGAUAGUUAGCCUUAAUCAGCAUGUUAUUAUGAAACCUGUUGAGUUUCUUAUAGCACGGGGUAUACCUGCUGAGGAUGUGGCUGAGAUGCUUGUGAGAUGUCCACAAGUAGUGGCUAUGCCACUUAUGAUCAUGAAGAAUAGUUUUUACUUCUUCAAGAGUGAAAUGGGUCGUCCUAUAAAAGAGCUAGUCGAGUUUCCAGAGUACUUUACUUAUAGCUUGGAAUCCCGAAUUAAACCUAGAUAUCAGAGAUUACAAAGUAAAGGGAUCAGGUGUUCCUUGGCAUGGUUUCUCAAUUGCAGUGAGAAAAGGUUUGAAGAAAGACUUCAGGCUGAUUAUUUUGAAGCUGAGAGCUCUGGCCCCACAUUCAACAUGGGUGGGAAGUUAGAACUGCCAGGAAGUUAUAAUGUAACAGAUGAAGAAGAUGAAAGUGAGGAUGAAGUGCUCUAUAGGCGCACUGUUUCUCUGUAGUUUUGUUUGUGUUGCAUAACUAUGUACCAAAUAUGACAAAGAUUUAAUGAAAGUCAAACUUUAUUCA